Messenger RNA from Mytilus trossulus (common blue mussel), 645 nucleotides. RefSeq lists its product as uncharacterized. Gene Ontology annotation, molecular function: DNA binding. Gene Ontology annotation, biological process: DNA integration; DNA recombination. The transcript is spliced from 4 exons. NCBI's taxonomy places the organism in Eukaryota, Metazoa, Mollusca, Bivalvia, Mytilida, Mytilidae. The coding region runs from base 1 to 645 and encodes 214 amino acids. The record is from RefSeq and is a predicted model, not a curated record.
AUGUUAGAUCUGAUCAAAUAUGGAAAUAAUAUGAAAAACUUGGUUAUGAGAGUGGCUUUCAGGCAUCCAUCAACUAUCGUCACCCAUAUAGCAGCUUCGAGUUUUGUGCAAAAAUCAAAUAGUUGGCCUGAUCCAACAGAUAUGUUUGUUAUUCAUAAAAUUUUGAAAGGUGUACAGAAUUUGAAAGGCAAGAAUGACCUUAGACUACCAAUAACUAAGGACAUUUUGAUCAAAUUAAUUGACUCUUUGCCGUGUGUAAUUGUUAAUGUAGACAACCAAUUAGCCCUUAAGGCUAUGUUUCUUGAUCUGCAUCCAAAAACCAUUUAUAUCCCGAUUUGUGCAGAUAAUAUUACGUGUCCAGUCACUCUUGUUCAUCACUAUCUGUCUCAAUUUGGCCAUUCAAGUGGACCUUUGUUCCAAUUUAAGUCUGGAGCUCCAGUUACUAGGUCUUCUUUCACCACCUCUUUAAAGUCGGCUCUCUCAUUCAUCGGUUUAGAUACUCGGUACUAUAAAGCACACAGUUUCAGGAUAGGGGCUGCGACUUCUGCUGCUGCUAGGGGAAUUCCCCACUCCGUGAUUCAAGGGAUGGGAAGAUGGAAAUCGAGUGUUUUUAUGAAAUAUAUAAGGAUGCAAAAUUUUAAUUGA